Molecule: messenger RNA, 1631 nt
Organism: Alexandromys fortis (reed vole)
Lineage: Eukaryota; Metazoa; Chordata; Mammalia; Rodentia; Cricetidae
Gene: Nrn1
Product: neuritin 1
Exons: 3
Coding region: 230-658 (142 amino acids)
Biological process (GO): nervous system development; neuron projection extension
Cellular component (GO): plasma membrane
Source: RefSeq, a predicted model, not a curated record
GAACCAUUCCCAGCUCUACCUCCCCCCACACACAAGCCUCUCACUCUCUCGCUCUCUUUCUGUCUCUUCCUCGCUCCCUCUCUUUCUCUCCUCCCUCUGCCUUCCCAGUGCACAAAGUCUCUGUCGCUCCCGGAACUUGUUGGCAAUGCCUAUUUUUCAGCUUUCCCCCGCGUUCUCUAAACUAACUAUUUAAAGGUCUGCGGUCGCAAAUGGUUUGACUAAACGUAGGAUGGGACUUAAGUUGAACGGCAGAUAUAUUUCACUGAUCCUCGCGGUGCAAAUAGCUUACCUGGUGCAGGCCGUGAGAGCAGCGGGCAAGUGCGAUGCGGUCUUUAAGGGCUUUUCAGACUGUUUGCUCAAACUGGGCGACAGCAUGGCCAACUACCCGCAGGGCCUGGACGACAAAACGAACAUCAAGACCGUGUGCACAUACUGGGAGGAUUUCCACAGCUGCACGGUCACAGCUCUUACGGAUUGCCAGGAAGGGGCGAAAGAUAUGUGGGAUAAACUGAGAAAAGAAUCGAAAAACCUCAACAUCCAAGGCAGCUUAUUCGAACUCUGCGGCAGCGGCAACGGGGCGGCGGGGUCCCUGCUCCCCGCGCUCUCCGUGCUCCUGGUGUCUCUCUCGGCAGCUUUAGCGACCUGGUUUUCCUUCUGAGCGCGGGACCAGGUUCCCCCCACCCCCACCCCCGGCGCACCCACCCACACUCACUCCAUGCUCCCGGAAAUCGAGAGGAAGAGCCAUUCGUUCUCUGAGGACGUUGUGAUUCUCUGUGAUGUUGAAAACACUCAUAUGGGAUUGUGGGAAAUUCUGUUUCUCUUUUUUUUUUAUUUUGUUUGAUUCCUUGUAUUUUUAUUUGCCAAAUGUUACCGAUCAGUGAGCGAGCAAGCACAGCCAAAACCGGACCUCAGCUUUAGUCCGUCUUCACACACACAAAAAGAAAACGGCAAACUCACCCCCAUUUUUAAAUUUUAUUUUUUAUUUUUUUUUGGCAAAAGAAUCUCAGGAAUGGCCCUGGGCCACCUACUAUAUUAAUCAUGUUGAUAACAUGAAGAAUGAUGGGCUCCUCCUAAUAGGGAAGCGAGGAGAGGAGAAGGCCAGGGGGAAGGCAUAGCAAGAAGAGCAGUGUCCACGUGGGAAGCAUCUGGCGAACACUCACGCUCACGUCUUUCUUCUACAGUACCUUGUUUUGAUCAUUUCCACUGCACAUUUCUCCUCCAGGAAAAGCAAAAACACACAGUGUGGGCUUUUUGCAUCUUAAGGCUAAGAGCGAGCUGAAAGCAGGCGGGGUGGAGUGGGAAAGGUGGUCAAAGGAACUGCUCUGGUCACUGAGGGGCUGGCUUCACCUACUGUCGACGCAUCUUUCAGGUCCACCGCCUUUGUGUUCCCUCCUCUCUCUUGUUUUAGCUGUUCCACAUACAGUAAUACCUGAAUAUCCAACGGUAUAGAUCACAAGGGGGUAAUCAAUGUUAAAUCUAAAACAUAGUUAAAAAAAAGAUUUUGACAUAAAAGAGCCUUGAUUUUAAAAAAAGAGAGAGAUGUAAUUUAAAAAGUUUAUUAUAAAUUAAAUUCAGCAAAAAUUUGCUACAAAGUAUAGAGAAGUAUAAAAUAAAAGUUAUUGUUUGAAAUG